Molecule: messenger RNA, 2094 nt
Organism: Penicillium atrosanguineum
Lineage: Eukaryota; Fungi; Ascomycota; Eurotiomycetes; Eurotiales; Aspergillaceae
Product: transient receptor potential ion channel family protein
Exons: 2
Coding region: 1-2094 (697 amino acids)
Biological process (GO): fungal-type cell wall biogenesis; transmembrane transport
Source: RefSeq, a predicted model, not a curated record
AUGAAGCUCGCAUCCUGGCUAAUUGGUGGGAUACUCAGUGCUUGCCAUCUCAUUCAGCUAGCAUGGGCAGAGCACCUUCUCGAGGCGACUUCCCUGGUCCCCUGUUCCGAUAAUGGGGUCAUCGGCAUCGAUUAUUUCAGUGUCGUCUUCACGCCGUCAACUAGCAGUGUUACGCUCAGCUUCGAUGGCACAAUCAACUACUCCGGUUAUGUUCUGUUCGAUGUGGAAGUGCUGGUAUACGGAUACAGUGCAGUCAACACAACUAUCGAUCUAUGUACAAUAACCACGGUUUCAGGACUGUGUCCCUUGAGCAUCAAGAACUUGGAGAUUGAGACUGCCACGUUCUCGAUGUCGAAAGAUCUUGUCUCGAACUUACCAAACAUUACGUAUACCUUCCCGGAUAUCGACGCUCUCGUUCGCGUCAAUAUGGUGUCCAAUGGCACAUCAGAACAAAUUUCUUGCAUUGAGACGCGAAUCUCCAAUGGCAAAACAGUCAACCAAGGAGCCGUCGCCUGGGUACUUGCAAUCAUCACCGGUGUGUGCAUAGUAACGUCCGUGUUCCUUUCGAUUUCAGGGCACUCGGCCAACACCACGGAUCUCAACUUCCGAACCCUACUAUUCUUGAGCUUCAUGCAGAGCCAGGCAAUCCUCGGUAUGGCCGCCGUGGAAUUUCCACCGAUGGCCCAAUCCUGGACCCAAAUGUUCCAAUGGACCGUGGGCAUUGUUCAUGCCGAAUUUCUGCAGAAUAUUUGCACGUGGUUCUUGCGCGCUACCGGAGGCACAGCAUCGACCUUAUUAAGUGAGUCCGGCAAGGAAUCAGUCUAUCUAGCGAAGCGAUCGACGGAAGGCCUGCAUCGACUCCUUCCCCGAAUUACCGAUACGACUGUCAACGGAACCGAAAAGACCGUCCGAGGAAUCGAGCGCGUGGGUUAUCGGAUAAACAUUGAGACGACCAACAUAUUCAUGACUUCCUACAUUUUCUUCUAUUUCGCCGCCUUCUGCCUAAUCGUUUUCAUCCUACUCCUCAGUCUCGGCCUGCCCGCACUCGCUAAAAAAGUGAACAGUGCCAAGUUAGACCGCGCCGCCGGCGCUUGCACUGAACGGAUAACCUUGAUGCGUGGUAUUAUCUACCGAGUGGUAUCCUUGGGAUACCCGCAAAUGAGUGUUCUCUGUCUGUGGGAAAUUGUUCACCGAGACUCUCCCGCCGAAAUCGUCUGCGGAAUCAGUAUGUGGCUUGCAAUGACUGGCGUCCUCUCCUUUGCAGGAUUGAAAGUCUUCCAACGCGGCAAAGCUUCUCGGUUCCUGGGCGGCAGCCCAGAUUAUACGCUCUACUCCGAUCCCAUCUGUAUGACCAAGUGGGGUUUCUUGUAUAUCAACUACCGAGCGCAGGCCUCUUGGUUCAUGAUCCCACUCAUAGCCCACGCCGCCAUUCGGGGCAUGGUUGUUGCAUUUAGCCAGCCAAACUGGGAGGCUCAAUCCAUCGUACUUGUUGUCGUGGAAGCAGGCAUGCUGGCUGUGACAGCGGUAGUGAGACCCUACAUGAACAAAAAGGCAAACGGGUUUGCCAUUACAGCCUGCGCGCUAAAUUUCCUCAACGCAAUUUUCCUCCUUGUCUUCUCCAACAUCUUCAACCAAUCCGUCAUGGUUGGCGCCAUCAUGGGUGUCGUUUGGUUCCUUUUCGGCGCCACAUUUACCCUCGUCCUGCUGGUAUGGCUGCUGAUUGCUCUCUACCGCGCCUUUGCGGUCACGGAGUCCGUCAACUACAAGCGCCUUUCCGACAACCUCUCCACCUUCCAACAGCCCGAGAACAGAAUGGAAACUGAACUUAUGCCAUUAGAGAAGUUUUCUAGGGGAGACAUCAGUCCUGUUUCUUCCCGGUGGAGAAUUGAUGAGUCGGAACACGCCAGAUCUAACGAAGUACUGGGCGCUCACUGGCAGCCAUCAAAAUCACAGCGCGCUGAUGAGGCGCCACCUGUUUUCAACGAAAGGAGCCCCACGCCGAGGUCCUUGGACAAUUUCAUGGAACCUACGUUGCCGCUUAUCCCUGGUAGUCCUGAUAACCGGGGGCGACGGUCUCCGCGACCUCCAGACUAA